This is a messenger RNA of Closterium sp. NIES-65, 3012 nucleotides long. NCBI's taxonomy places the organism in Eukaryota, Viridiplantae, Streptophyta, Zygnematophyceae, Desmidiales, Closteriaceae. The record is from the annotation of a GenBank genome assembly.
AUGUGCCGGCCUCACAUGGCUCCAAGCGUUCUCAAUCUGGCCAUUCUCUCUUUUUUUUCCGCCCUGUCUCUCCACCACCACAUGGGCUUCAGGGGUCUUGCCUCAAACAAGCUGUACGGCCGCAUUCCUGACAGCUUCUCCAAGCUCACACACCUCACCUUUCUCAACCUCUCCAGCAACUACCUUGCCAGCCCCAUCACGCUGCCCGCCAUCAGCACCCUGCGCCUCUCCAGCAAUUUUCUUUAUGGUCCUCUGCCCAACGGGACAUGCCAGGCUCUCAAUUUCGAUAGCAACUGCUUCACACUUUCGUCUGGCUGCACUAAUGUGGUGCAGCGGCAGGAAGCAGCAUGCAAUGCAUUCUGUGGCGUCUCCACUGCAGCUGCUGCUGCUGCUCCUUGUGGUGGAGGAGGGGUGUGCGUUCCAGACCAAGUUACCCUGGUCCCAACCUGUCUAUGCGAUGCGGGGUACAUCCAAUCUGGAAUUUUCAACUGCGUGGCUGACGGGACGCAGAAGGAGACGGGGGGGGAAUUCACCGCGGAUCCAGUGCCUCUGUUUGUGUACGGGGCGGGACAGGUGGUGUCGGGGUGUGGAGUGCAGCUCGCCUUCCGGGCCAACUUCACCUUCUCCCUCGCCCCUCAAUCCGGCCGUGCUGGCAACAACGGCUUCGCCUUUGUCGUCUCGGCAACGGACCGGGUGGGGAAUGGAUCUGGUGUGGGGUAUGGUGGCAUGGACACCCGCAGCAUGGCGGUUGAGUUUGACACGCUGCGGGACAAGCUGCAUGGCGACAUGAGCACCCCGCACGUGGGGCUGAACAUUCAAGGCCAGGACCAGUCAAUAGCCGCUGUGAAGUCGCCGUUUCAGCUGACCAACAGAAAGGCAUACACGGCGUGGGUGGACUAUGAGCCUGGGGAGCCCGGCACCAUCCAGGUGUUCCUGGCUGCCACGGAGGUGAAGCCAGCUCAGCCGCUGCUGGAGAGGAGGCUGGCGCUGUGUGAGGUGCUGCAGGCUGGAGCGGAGCAGCAGGCGUUCUACUUUGGCUUCGUGGCGUCCACCACUGUGAAGCCGUUCCAGAUGCAUCUCAUCCUCAAGUCAGGAGUUCACACAGGCCUUCCAGCUCCACGCAAGCCGGUAGACAUCAUUCCAGCCUUUGGUCUGACUCUCUCUGUGGCGUCAUAUGCGCCUGUGGGAGCCAGUCCCUUCAUGCGCUACAUGAGUGCGGACUACCGAGUGUUGGCCAACCAGCAGAGUGCAUGGCAAGUCAGCGGCUCCCACUCCUGGGACUCCAUGCCCUUCCUCGGCUGGCCGGUCAAGAACCAAAAGGACUGCAGUGCGAGUUGGGCGUAUGCGGUGGUGGCGAGUGUGGAGGCAGCGUACGGCAUUGCGCUGAACAGUGAGGCGCCACGGCUGUCAGUGGACUCACUCUUUGCAGCCAUGGGGCUCACCUCCCUCACUGCCAAGUGCAUGGCAGGCGGCUCUCCUGCCGCGGCCUUUGAAAGGCUUAUCACUCUGCCCGCUGGUGGACUCACAACAGACAGCAAGCCGCCAUCGAAGUACCCCAUCCAGGGAUUUGAGCGCACGCGGUUUAAGGGUCAUGUAGGGCUCAUGCUGGCAGUGCGACGACAGCCAGUGGUGGUUCACAUUGAAGCCUCUUCUACCUCGUUUGUACAGUACGACGGGACUUUCAAGUACCAGGAUCCUGCCUGCUACACUGGCAACCUGGACCAUGCUGUACUCGUUGUUGGGUAUCUCCUUUUCACAAAUAACGGCCGCCCGAGCCAAACUGCUCCACCGUUUUGGAUCAUCCGCAACUCGUGGGGAUUGGAGUGGGGAGACAGGGGCCACAUGCGCAUGGACAUUCAGGGAGGGGAUGGUGUGUGUGGCAUCAACGUGUUGCCAGGCAUCUACCCCAUUGUCAAGAUUCCCAAGGACCCUUGCGGCCAGAAGAGCUACAAGGGCAAUGGGGAUUUGCAGCCCAGCAUGAACCCGUGCGGUCGCUUCACAUGCCAGGCGAACACGAAGACCAACAGCAACACCUGCAACUGCACCAUACCGAACGAAACCGAGCAGCCCUUUGUUGCAGUUCCGAUUGGGCCUGGCUCCAAUACUUGUGCAUAUGUUGAUGUGUGCGGUUCCUACUCUAGCAACCCCUGCGCUGUGGGGACAUGCAUCAAUGACGGCAAGGGUGCCUACUCCUGCAUCUGUCCUCCUAACUACGUUGGCAGCAUAACCGUUGACAACCUCCCCACCUGCGACCCAGCCAACACCACGGCCUCCAUGUUGACAGUCACUGGCGCCAAUUGGCUGUGCUCGGAUGUCUUCCCUGCGGCUGGCAUCUCCUUGGCUGGCUUUGCAUCGCAAAACAUGGGCAUUAACUGCAGCCAGCCUUUGCCUGCGGGCAAGGUGAUUGGGGUGGGAAGCGUCACCCCCUGCACUGCAUUCUUCUAUGCCCUCAAAGGUGAUACCUGCUCCUCUAUCAGCGUCCAGCUGGGACUCGCAUCGACUUACCUUGCCUCUCUCAAUCCCGGCCUGGACUGCUUUGAGCCCAUCAAGGCGGGCCGCUCUCUCUGCAUCGAGCGCAACGCCACCUUCGCCUUCACCGUCCCUCGCUGCUUGCAGUACGGCAUGCUCUCAGCUCAGGACACGUGCGAGAGCCUGCUGCAGCAGAGCAAGGACUCUAGUGGGGAUAAGAACACAGGAGCUGAAGUGGUGACUGCAGCCAGCUGGAUUGGUCUCUACCGCAACAAUCCCGGCCUCAUCUGCCCCCGCACCACCCCUGCCUCCAGUGCUACUGUUGCCAGCACUCAGGUUUGUCUCAAGGCCGAGUACGAGUCCAUCAAUACUAACACCUGCAAGGUGGGCAGGCUCAAGGUGGUCUCACCACUGCUCACAUGCCAAGGUGCUUUCAGCUUCUUCGGUGGAGCUAAAGCUGGACCAGCUGCAAAAUUUACUGAAUACAAUGAGAAGGCAUGCUCCGAGACCGUAGGGGUUACAUCUAUUUGUGUGCCGUAUUGA